AUGAUAGAAGCCGUUGAUAGAAUACUCGUAGUUGAUGCUCCUAUUGUGACUGAUACUUCCAUUCAAAAAGAGAAUCUCAUAAGUGUUUUUCCUUCUUCAGGUUCUAGUUUAAAUCAACAUGGAGAAAUUAAUUUUGUUAUUGAGACAUGUGAUCAGUAUCUACACUUGCAUAAGUCUUACAUUUACCUCGAAGUAGAACUUUCCAAAUUAGAUGACUCUGCUUUAGCAGAAACUGAUGAAGUCUCCUUAACUAAUAAUGCACCAAUGUUCUUGUUUGAUAGAGCAACAUAUAGUAUGGAUGGUGUUCAAGUAGAAAACAUAAUGGAUCCUGGUAGAGCUAGUUUGAUGAAAGGUCUUUUGACUUAUAGUAGUACUAUGAAUAAGCAGAAUACUUUUGGCUGGAUUUUAGAAACUAAGGAUAUUAUAACAUACAAAAUAAAUAAAUAUACGAAAAAUAGAAAAGGCACUAUAACUUUUUGCAUUCCGUUGACACAUAUCUUUGGAUUUGCUGAAUGCUACAACAAAAUAGUCUAUGGUAGGAAGCAUCAGUUAUCACUCUACAGAUCUCCUGAAAAUAAAAAUAGCAUUGUAUCGUCAGAUGCUACAAAAUUUACAGCGAAGAUGAACAUCAAAAGAUUACAAUGGAUUAUUCCAAAGAUUGUCCCUAGUCUUGAAAUGCAGAAUAAAUUAUUGAAUAUUUUCGAAAGCAGUAAGUUAGUACAAAUGCCUUUCAUUUCUAGACAAUUCGAAAGCUAUAAUAUCCCUAAUGGUAAUAAGGAAUUCACAUGGAAGAUGGGUACAAAAUAUGACAAAAUAAAAUAUAUUGUAGUAGCAUUUCAAUGUGCUAGGGAUAACAACUAUCUGAAUGCUAGUAAAUUUGACAAUUGUGGAUUAGAAGAAAUUUAUGUUGAAUUAAAUUCAGAGAGAUAUCCUCAUGACUGUUUGAAAUUUGAUUUUGAUAAGUUUAAUGCUGUACAACAAUACAAUUUUGCUAAAGAGUUUAGAAACAGUUACUAUGAAUCGACAAAGGAUUAUAUUUUUAUGGAGGAAGAUGUAUAUUAUUACUACUACCCUCUGUUAGUAUUUGAUGUAUCCAAACAGAAUGAUAGAAUUAUUCAAUCAAGACCUGAUGUCACAAUCAAAGCUUCCUUUUCAAAGAGUAUUGUAAAAAACACAAAAUGUUAUUGUUUGAUUAUGAGUGAAAAUAUUGUUGAAAUUAAAGAAAAUAGAGUUAAAGUAGUGAGUGUUUAA
Messenger RNA from Caenorhabditis briggsae, 1251 nucleotides. The record is from RefSeq and is a predicted model, not a curated record. Lineage: Eukaryota; Metazoa; Nematoda; Chromadorea; Rhabditida; Rhabditidae. Bases 1 to 1251 code for a protein of 416 amino acids. The transcript has a single exon.